Messenger RNA from Pieris macdunnoughi, 1242 nucleotides. The record is from the annotation of a GenBank genome assembly. NCBI's taxonomy places the organism in Eukaryota, Metazoa, Arthropoda, Insecta, Lepidoptera, Pieridae.
AUGAUGAAGACUGCAACUUUAAUUGUCCUCUUCGUGCAUGCCGCUGUCUCAUUUGAUAUACAGCAAGGAGUUGAUGAAACUACUCAGGCGAUAGAAGAAACACAACGAGGGCGCCGAGACGUUAUAGAAGAGGAAAAGUACUAUAAUAUUCGAACUGAAAAUCGGAGAGACAUUAACCAUCAACCAUGGCUGCCCGCGCCUCUUCCACCUGAAGACCCAACCACAAAGAUUUCUAUCACCAACUACUCCCCUGAACCAUUCUAUCAGACCACAGAAGCUAUCACAGACAAACCAACAGGCAGAGGUGCGAGAGCGUCAAAUGAUAAUUGGGUAAAACUUCCUUAUCCCAACCAAAACGACGUCCAUCGAGAGGACAUACUGACUCCUCCAAAGCCUCCAAACGACCUCAUCAACUCACGAAUGCCCAGAGUCAACUUCGUAACCCAAAACAAACAGUUAGAAGCUUCCGAAUCAAGAAAUGAUAAACAGGCCAUACAAAGAGCAACACGUACCGAUGAUUUAAGGACCGAGUUCGUUCGUCCCGAAGAAGACAGAACGCAGUACAAGCCAGUGUACCCACGACAAGCCGUUUAUUACCAGGAAGACAACAGACGAUAUUCCAAUGAUCGAUAUUAUGCCCCUGACGAUUUAUAUAGACGCGACCCGUAUGAUCUAUACGACCGCAAGAGGUAUUAUCCAGGCGCGUCGAGAGCGGACAGAUACGACGAAACAUACGACAACUAUGUGCCAAGGAAACCGAAGCGGAUAAUAUACUACGCGCAUCUUCCUGAAGUUGUUCGCACACCGCCCAGCGUUGAUUUAAGAUAUCGCUACUCCGUUGACCCGUACAGGCGCUUCGACGAUGAUUAUAGCGCGAGAACCGGUCGGUUCGACUACAGAUUCAGAAAUAGGUAUCCUUACGCGCCAGUAAGGAAAGACGAACGUAGAUUCGGUUAUAGAGAUUUAGCUGGCGCCAGCACAGCCAAUAAAGACAAGAAGAUUGAGGAUAAAGUAACGCCUACACCGAUCUUGCCUCAGAAAGAUGACAAGUACAAGCCGACAGUAAACAGUAAUAGGAACACGAUAAAUAGUCAUCAGUACCACGACACUGGUGACACUUUUAAUGACCAAUUAGCUCAUAAAGGUUUUAAGGAGCCCGGACGAUCAGAUGACAGCUACCAUAGAUUCGAAGAACCGUUUUUCCACAGCGCAGUAGAUAAUUCGUAUCAAAGGAAAUACUGA